Molecule: messenger RNA, 5104 nt
Organism: Spea bombifrons (plains spadefoot toad)
Lineage: Eukaryota; Metazoa; Chordata; Amphibia; Anura; Pelobatidae
Gene: ZNF644
Product: zinc finger protein 644
Exons: 7
Coding region: 160-4083 (1307 amino acids)
Biological process (GO): regulation of transcription by RNA polymerase II
Cellular component (GO): nucleus
Molecular function (GO): DNA-binding transcription factor activity, RNA polymerase II-specific; RNA polymerase II cis-regulatory region sequence-specific DNA binding
Source: RefSeq, a predicted model, not a curated record
GCGCCCCCGUAAUCCCCCCUCCCAGCUCACUCCCAGAGCAGCGCGCGCCCCGCAUUCUGGCGCCACGGGGAAGACAGGAGGAGGGAGAGAGCGGGUACUAUCACCUGGACUGCAGAAGACUAAACCAUUAAUACAUUGUUUAAUGGGAAGCUUAACAGUAUGGCGGAGUCGCAAGUAGAUGCUGAAAGUACUGGUGCUAAAGAAGGCCUCAAAGAUGACACAAAUUUCAACUCUAUUGAGGAAAAUGAUAUAGUGUUUAAGAAAAUGCAAGAGUCUCAAACCGCUUUUCAGAAAAAUAGUCCUUUGACUCUGCCUGAAGAGCUAUCAAGGGACGGGUCUGAAAAAGCCUUAAGCAGAGUUCAGCCUUCUCCGCUUUUACCUGCUGGUGUUCCCACUGUAGCUUGUGAAAAUUUUGCCUUGUCUAAUGGAUCGGUUUCACACUCCAUAACCAAGACUUCCAGCCUGAAUGCAAACAGUGUUUCGUUAACCAGUGACCAACUUGUGGGUCAGCAAACAGAUUUAUGUUCAACUAUGAAGGUGGCAUACGAUCUCCAGCAGUCUACAAAGAAUCCUGUGCAGAUGUCAAGUCAGCAAGUUUUAUUUUUUUUACCUGAUGUAGCACAUGCCAAGAAAGAAAUACAUUCCAUUUUACCUCCUACCUCCACCUCUGUUGGCUCUGACACACCUAAUGGAAAUAGUUUCCAAACCGAGAGCACUUUAGAAGGGCCAGCAGAUGUGUGUGAAGAUAGGAAGAUGGCAGUGAACAAGGUGCAUAAUGAGACACAGAGUUUCUGUGGUACAGAUGACUAUAUUGCAGGAAGGGAUGCUAAUAUGAAUAUUCAGACAAACUGUGUAGAUGAAAAAACAGAUGCCUCUGAAAAAAACUCUGUUGUAAGGGUGGAAAAGAAACGCAAAAGAAAAAUGGAUGGUAGUAAGAUAACCCGUUGCUAUUCUGAAGAUGCUUAUUGUGAUGUAAAUUAUAUUUCCAAAAAAUCUAAACUAUUAAAUAUAGGUAUCAUGGAAGACAGUGAUGAAGAGCAACUUAUAGCACCACACAAGUAUGAACUGACAAAGGUCAAGUCUGAAACAUCUCUUGAUGACACGGAAGAUCAUCUUCCAAAAGAGAGAAUAGAAGCUAUCAAACAUUUUAUUUAUAACCCUAUUUGUGACUUCCCUGGUGAGACCUCACCUGUUGACGUCAGCUCUUUUUUUUCUAAUGAUGUACAAAACAGUUGUGAACCUCAGUCACCACCAAGUUGCACUAGAGAUCAAGAGCCAUCAUUUUAUCCCUGCACAAAGUGCAAUGUGAAUUUUAGGGAGAAGAAACAUCUACAUAGGCACAUGAUGUAUCAUUUGGAUGGAAAUAAUCACUUUCGCCAUGUUAAUGUUCCAAGACCAUAUGCUUGUAGGGAGUGUGGGAGAACAUUUAGAGACCGUAAUUCACUUCUUAAACAUAUGAUUAUUCACCAGGAACGAAGGCAGAAACUGAUGGAGGAGAUUCGGGAAUUGAAAGAACUUCAGGAUGAAGGUCGCAGCGCCCGUCUGCAAUGUCCACAGUGUGUGUUUGGAACAAAUUGUCCAAAGACCUUUGUGCAGCAUGCCAAAACCCACGAAAAAGAUAAGAGAUACUACUGUUGUGAAGAAUGUAACUUUAUGGCGGUGACUGAAAAUGAGCUGGAGUGCCACAGAGGUAUUGCCCACGGGGCUGUGGUAAAAUGUUCUAUACUGGCUUCGGAUCUACCACAGAGGAAAGCUCAGAAAAAAACCUCAUUGAAAAAUUCCUUUUUCCUUUCAUCCAAAAAGACUGCAACCUAUAUUUGUAAGAUGUGCCCUUUUACCACUUCUGUCCGAAAUAUCUUAAAGAAACACAUUGAAUAUGUACAUCCGUCAUCUUCCAUGGAUCAGUUUGAUGGUCCUGUUUUAGUUAAGAGAGAGAAUUUCUCUGAUCAGGAACUUUUAGAUAAUGGCAAUGAAACAAAACAUUUUGUGAAACAGUCCUCUUCAUUUCCAAAGAAUUCUGUCUUAAAACAAGAUAUGAAAAGACCAUAUGGCUCAAUGUCUCAAAAUAACUUUGCAAAGUUGCACAGAAAACACAAGAUACAGAAAGCUAGGAAAAGUGCUGCUCAGUCUGUAGUCUGUGGUUCUUCUAUUUCCCCAAACAAAUCCCUCUUAUUCACUAGCAAUGACCAAAAACAUAAGUAUUUUCAGCAGAUUACAAAACAAAAACAUACUAGGUUCAAUCAUACCUACCGCUACGGGCAGAAAUUGGAUGGCUAUAAAAUAAAGAAAUCCAGCGACCUUUACCCACUAAACUUGAAAAAAGGUGAGAAUUCUGUCAACCCCUUACACCUGCUUUCUUCACAGACCAAUAUCCAGAACGAUUGCUUGAUUAUGGACCCUCAGAAUCUCAAUCAGGGUAAACUUGCUGGUUUUAAAGAUCACAGGCGGAUAGCUGUCAAAAGGGUGCUUAAAUCAGAACUUGAGCACCCGGUCACAGAGGAAGACUUAGACUGUUAUCCAGAUUUUCUCCAAAAAAUGACUUAUGUUGUUCUUAAGAAACUUGACUCGUCUGAGAAAAAGGAUGACUGUGACUCCUGGGAGAAUGGAGAGCUUGGCGAUUAUAGCACAGAGUCUCCAGAUGACACUUACGGUAGUCCAACAAAACAAGUGGUUUAUCCAAUUUUCAACGAGAAAGUGAAAGAAAACGGUGAUGACUCCUCUUUGCAGUACAGUAACAAUGAUGGUUAUUUUUUUGAGUAUUACGAAGACGGUGAUGAAGAUACGUUUAUGCAUGAUGUCCACGGUGAUAACCAUCUAGAAAGUUCAGACUCUUCUUUGCAGGGUCACAAUUCUAUAUUCCACUGGAGUGAAUUGUCACUUGAAAAGAAAUCCUGCCCUUACUGUCCUGCAACCUUUGAAACGGGGGUUGGAUUAUCUAAUCAUGUGCGUGGACAUCUUCACAGAGCAGGAUUAACCUACGAAGCUCGCCAUGUGGUGUCACCAGAACAAAUCGCGACAAGUGACAAAAUGCAGCACUUCAAGAGAACCGGGACUCCAACUAAAAGAGUGAGGAAAGUGGUAGAGAAAUCUGAAAGCCCUUCUGAACAUGCAUGCACACUUUGCGGAGGCUGGUUUGAUACUAAAAUUGGAUUAUCAAAUCAUGUACGGGGUCAUUUGAAAAGACUAGGUAAAACCAAGUGGGAUGCGCACAAGUCUCCAAUCUGUGUCCUCAAUGAAAUGUUGGAAAAUGAAGAAAAAUAUGAACAAAUCCUGAAAGCUCUGAGCAGCAGGCGUACUGCUCACAAGCCUUUUGUAGCCCGGAAAUCUUCCAGUGAUGACUCUGUAACAAGUAAUGCUAUACCUCCUGAAGCACACCACAAUGGCCUAAAUUCUGAACCGUUGUCUGAUGAAACAUUGCAUGAAGGACUGAGCAUUCAAAGUGAAUGUGAUGGCAGGGUUGGGCAGGAAAAAGAGCAGCCACUCUCAUUAAUUGAACUUCUUAAAAUGAAAAGAUCUAGCGACGAAAGAAAUACGGAAACGUCCCCUCAAAAGUUAAGUCAAACGGCAAGGAAACGCUUUAUGCAGAAAUGCCUUCUUCCAGUACCUGAAAUCUGUUCGCUGAUGUGCAAUCCACAUAAAUCCAUUGAUUUCGCUUUGCAGUCAGGUAUAUCUGCGAAGCUUAGGACCUGUGUGAAUUGCAAUACAACGUUUUCAAGUGCUGUUAGCCUGUCUAACCAUAUGAGAGCCUAUUCACGGAAGAAGAGCGCUGGACUUUUGACUGGAUCAGUAUUGGAUUGCAAGCAAAAGAAGUCAAGAUCAAGAUCUGGAAGUAAGAAGAAGGGACUGCCACUAUCUCACAGUGCUGACGAAGUAUACAUCUUGAGAUGCAGAUUUUGUGGGCUUGUCUUUCGUGGACCUUUGUCUGUGCAAGAAGACUGGAUAAAGCACUUGCAGCGCCAUAUCGUGAAUGCAAAUCUUCCACGGACUGGAGCUGGUAUGGUUGAAGUAGAAUCUGUGCUAAAAAAGACCCCGUCAAUCACGGAGACUUCAUUUCCUCUACUAACGGCAGAAGCAGCAACAUAAACAAGUUUAAGAUGUUAAGCAAGACUAAGCCUAGUUAGUCGGAUGUACAUUGGAACAGUUUUUGUUUUGUAUUUUUUAUUGUCAUUGCUACACUUGUUUAUAAUACAAAGGACAAAAUAAAUACUGAUUUGCCAUUGUAUGAAAAUGUUCACUAAUUAGCCAUUAUGUAUUUUGAGUUGGAACAUGUUUUAUAAUGUGUUCCAUUCACUGUUCAGUACAACAUGGAAUUGCUGAACUUUUUAAAUUUGUUAUGGAAUAUUUUACUCUUAUUAUACGAUUGAUCAUGUCAAAUUUUUCCCAUAUUUAAAAAGAAAACACAAAAACCAUUGAAUCUUCGUAUUUGUAUGACACUUUAUCAUACUAAUAACUGGUACACAAUGUAUCCUUUUAAUUUGGGGCAUUAAAGUAUUACAAUAUAUUGCAUAAUUCAGAAGACUGUUCCAUUCAACCAGGGCAAUCAGUACAAAUCUGUAUAGUUGUGUUUUUUAUUAUUAUUAUUAUUAUACAGAGGCUUUUUGUACUAAAAAGUGGAGGGUGACUUGUUUUCACAGCUAUUUCUGAAAGUGUAUAUAGUACUGGAAAUUAUUUGUUGUAAGGAAAUAUCUAUUUCAGUUGCAUUUCUCACUAACUGGUGCAUCCAUGCUACCUCCUACUUCGUCAACAAAGAUGUAUUUACUAAGUUACAUUUCCUAUGUAGAUUUUGAGUAAAUGUUUCUUAUAGCAAAAAUUCACUUUUUCAUUUCUCUUUUAAUGUUUUAUGUUUUCUCCCUUUUAGUUUGUUUAUUAAAACAUGUUUCUACAUGAGUAGCUUUCUCACCACAGUUUUAAAGUGUUCUAAUUUUCAGUUUAGCUCCACACAAGCAUUUUAGAGAAAGUUUAAUAUUUCAACAUAAUGAGAAUGUUUACAGUUGAAAUUUUAGAACUCAUUUUGGAUGUGAUUGUGUAUGAAAAUUGUGUAACACUAUGCUCAUGCAAAGGGCCUACUUGCAGAAAUAUUGAAAUAAAUGUUGUGAGGAUGGAA